AGAAUGAAAAGUAAUGCUGAGAAAUAAAUGAAGCUUUCCUCUUCUGACUUGGAUAUUUAUCAUGGGUAUCGGGAAGUCUAAAACGGAUCCCUGCCCUCUUUCUCUCUCUUGGGGUAAAAGCCACAGUGUGGAUACAAGUCAAAGACAUCACAAGUCAGAUUCCGGGAAAUCUGAAGAGCACUCCCUGCGUGAUCAUGUUGUGCAGAGCAGUGUAGCAGAGAUGCCAGCAGAGGGACAGGAGGGAGCCGAGGCGGGGGAGGAGAGGCCUGAAGAGGAAGCAGAAGAAGAGGAGGUGUUCUUCAAAUUUGUGAUACUGCACGCCGAGGACGACACAGAUGAAGCCCUCAGAGUACAGAAUCUGCUGCAAAAUGACUUCGGCAUCAAACCUGGCAUAAUCUUUGCCGAGAUGCCCUGUGGCAGACAGCAUUUACAGAAUUUAGAUGAUGCCGUCAAUGGGUCUGCCUGGACAAUCUUACUGUUGACCGAGAACUUUUUAAGAGACACCUGGUGUAAGUUCCAGUUCUACACAUCCCUCAUGAACUCCGUGAACCGGCAGCACAAGUACAACUCUGUCAUCCCCAUGCGGCCCCUCAACAGCCCCCUGCCCCGGGAAAGGACUCCCUUUGCUCUGCGAACCAUCAACGCCCUGGAGGAAGAAGGUCGUGGCUUUCCUACACAAGUGGAAAGGAUUUUUCAGGAGUCUGUGUAUAAGAUACAACAAGCUAUAUGGAAAGAAACCAGAAAUAUGGUAUGAAGGCGAUUUACCGCCUGAGAUGGACACACGACACAUGGCUUGCUCUUAUUUUGUAAAAUGAGUGAUUUGUCUUCAUUUGAGAAAGCAAAUUUCUAGGAAAAGUUUAAAUGAAAGAGAUCCUUGCUCUUAUAGAAACUAAGAGCACAAGAAGGCUAAAUUUCUGCAGGACAAGCUAUAGAAUUGCGGUACUUUUUCAUGUGGCCAUAAACUUGAAAUUCUCAAGAGUUUCAAGAACUCUGUUUCCUCUCACAGUUUUCCUAGUUCGUGAUUACGACAAAGAGUAUUUUAAAUUCGUAUUCCUUGUAUUGAAUGUGAACAGAAACUUAUGAUGAAUAUUUUUAAAAUCCAGUGUCACAUUCGUUUUGUUCUCAAAGGACAUGGAGAGAAAAAUGGCCUCGAGAGAUCUGCCCUCCUCCCUCUUAAGGCACCUCUCGUGAAUGUUGCAGGGGAGUGUUGCCGCUACUGCCACCCAGCAAGAGGGACAGGCAGACUGGAACAUUUACAAUGGUUUUUUGAGGAUUUGUUUUGUUUGUUUGGGUUUACCUUUGGAAUGUUGAGUGCUGAUAACUAUGAAACCAAAAAUAGAUGUGAGAAUGGUGGGGCUUUUUACAAGAAUCCAAUCAAAUGUGUUUUCUGGAAUUUCUGCUGGAAUUUGCAUCCUUGGAGGCAAUUCCCACCACUAAUUAGUGGCACAUUUGAUAACAGUGUGGUUAGGGACUCCAUGUCUGGUGUUGUGAUGACCCCUGGAGUCAGAAAUUCUCGACGGUAGUCACUUCUGUAACCAAUGCUUUAUGUGAAGAGCUUCUGAAAGGUGUAGAUGUACUUGGCCAGAUGUUCUCCUUUAGAAAUCAGUAACCUCUCCUCUGGCAGCCUUUAAAAAUUCCUCUGUCCUUUUUCCGCAAUGCUCUAUCCAGGAAAUAUUUCUCAGCGUGGUGAUUAGAGUAGCCUGAUUCGUGUGUGUGUGUGUGUGUAUGUGUGUGUGUGUGUGUCUGUGUGUGUGUGGUGUAGAUGAUUUUCAGACUUGGGAUAGGAGUAGGAGAUGUGUUUUAUGGCCUCCCCUUCUGUGUCCCACUCUCAGAGUGAGACCAGUUCCUUUCUCUCACAGCCUUUCUGCCCCAGCUGCGGUGGAGGGGAACCACCAAGUCCAGACCAGGGAUAGGGUGGAGUGUGAAUCCCGUCAUGUCAUGAGAAAGGCACCCAGUGGGGGGUCAGACACCUGACCAGUCCAGUCUCUUUCACUGAGGAUGAGUGUGACCAUGGGCCAGCGACUCCCCCUCUUUUAUCUGGGAAAUGAAAGCACUGGAUUGAUGAAUCUGAAGGUCUUUGUCUUCUCCCAGAAUGUGAACAACUAGGAACCAGAGAAGGGAAUAAGCAAAAAAAGAUAGAAUUUUAUAAUGUGAUAUAUAAUAUAGUAGAUGCAGGAGGCUUCAUAUAUAUAUGCUUACAAUGAAAGGAUAUUCUUACAUGUUUACAGCGUAACUGAUUUCUAAUGCUGUGCAUUACACUUUGAUAGUCACAGAAAAGUAUUGCGAUACUUGCUUACAGAGCUUUUUUUAAUACAUUUUUUUUCCUAGGGACUCUUGAGCAAAGACAUUCUGCCUAAUUUUUCUUUCUCUUUAUCCCCACUUCUCCAUUUCCCCUACUAACACUGGGGUCUGCUCACAUCCUUCUGCAGUCUGCCUUUUCCUGGUCAUGAGCCAGCAUGUUUCAUAAUCGUGUGAGUAAGUCAAGCCUCGCCUCUGUUAGUACAUAUCAAAGAUGAACUUCUUCUUCUAUCGUAGUAGCUUACUACUCACUUUUCUUCUUCAGUUCUAAUGAUAAGGACUUUUUUUUUUGCCAUAUUGCUUCCUGUAUCUCCAAAUUCACAUAAAAGUAAAACAUUCAUUAAUCGCCCACCCUUCCUGCCUGCCAAAGUUGGAGCAAUUGAUGCUGGAUGGUGUUUUUAAAAUAAAUGUCUUUAUUCUUUGCCUUUGA
Messenger RNA from Vicugna pacos (alpaca), 2728 nucleotides. The record is from RefSeq and is a predicted model, not a curated record. Lineage: Eukaryota; Metazoa; Chordata; Mammalia; Artiodactyla; Camelidae.